CAUUUCCCGGUCCGACCUUCUCAUAUAAAUACGCAGGGUUACUAGACAAGAGUUCGUCAGAAAAUACGAACCCAAUGAUUCCUAUAUGUCCAGUGGUCUCCUUCACCUAUGUGCCCAGCCGGCUUGGUGAAGAUGCCAAAAUGGCUACUGGCAACUACUUUGGAUUUACCCACGGUGGUGCUGCACAGUACAGACACUCGACUGCUAUUCAACCAGAUUUUCCAUAUGGAUCGAACUGUGGCUUCUGUCAGCAGCCAGCUGCGGGGGUGGCCUACACCCACCCUACCACCGUGGCCAGCUACACCGUACACCAGGCACCGAUGGCGGCCCACUCCGUGGCAGCAGCCUACGCUCCCACCGGCGCCGCCGUUGCCGUAGCCAGGCCUGCCCCUGUCGCCGUGGCAGCAGCAGCCACUGCCGCAGCCUACGGCGGGUACCAACCGGCGCACGCCACCGCUGACUACGGCUACGCACGCCAGCCGGAUGUCCCCCCGCCGCCCCCCCCGGUCACGUCCCAGAACUACCAGGUAGGAUACCAGGACUCCUACUCCUACGUACGGCCCACGGCCCCAGCGGUAACCUACGACCCUAAGCAGUACUACCAGCAACCCGUAGCUAGCUCUGCGGUAGCCGCUGCGGUAGCCGUACAGCCCCAACCCACUGCCGAGUCCUACUACCAGACCGCCUCCCUCAACACAUCCUGGGACACCACGUGGAAGAAAGCUCUACCAGCCCCUAAGACAGGCUACAGCCAGGCCAGUCUGACCCCCUACACCCAGACCCAACAGUCUCGUCAGGUGACGGCCAUCAAGCCUGUUACUCCCUCCCCCGCCUCCUCCACAUUCUCCAUUUACCCCGUGUCCACCGUUCCGCCUGCCGUCGCCUCCGUCGUCCCCUCCUACUCUCAGAGCCCCACGUACUCCACCAACGCAGUCACGUACUCUGGUACGUCGUACUCGGGCUAUGAAGCAGCGGUGUACUCUGCUGCCUCUACCUACUACCAGCAGCAGCAGCAGAAACAGGCUGUGGCAGCAGUCGCUGCUUCAGCAGGCUGGACAGGAAGCUCCUUCACCAAGAAAACUCCCUUCCAGAGCAAGCAGCUGAAACCCAAGCAGCCCCCCAAACCACCACAGAUCCACUACUGUGACGUCUGCAAGAUCAGCUGUGCAGGACCCCAGACCUACAAGGAACACCUGGAGGGUCAGAAGCACAAGAAGAAAGAGGUGGCCCUGAAGGCCUCCCAGAGCAGCAGCAGCAGCAGUAGUGGAGGAAGCUCAGCCCGGGGGACUCAGAACCAGCUACGCUGUGAGCUCUGUGACGUCUCCUGCACCGGGGCAGAUGCAUACGCUGCACACAUCAGAGGGGCCAAGCACCAGAAGGUGGUGAAGCUGCACACCAAGCUGGGGAAACCCAUCCCUUCCACAGAGCCCAGUGUCGUGACCCAGACCCCUACGUCCACCACGGCCUCCUCCUCCAAGACCCCCUCCUCCUCUACCACCCCCACAGGAUCCACCUCCAACUCUUCCUACCUGAAGCCGGUUAACAUCGGGAGCCAGGGUGGUGCGGGUGCCGGACUGGGGAAGGGUCUAGUGGGUAACAACUUAUCAGCAGCCAAUGCCACCACAGCUGUCAAGAAGUUUAACACCCCCAAGAUCAACUUUGUCGGGGGAAACAAGCUCCAGACUACCGGGAAGGUGACAGAGGAAACCAAGGUGGAGACAUCCAAGCCUCCUCCGCCCUCAUUGGUCCCCCAACCUCAGGAGACGAAGAACGAGUCCUCUGAUUCGCUGUCUACCCUGGCCGCCUUGCAGAAUGACGUGCAGCCUGUUGGACACGACUAUGUGGAAGAGGUGCGUAACGACGAAGGCAAGGUGAUCCGGUUCCACUGUAAGCUGUGUGAAUGUAGCUUCAAUGAUCCCAACGCCAAAGAGAUGCAUCUGAAGGGCAGGAGACACCGCCUGCAGUAUAAGAAAAAGGUGAACCCGGAGCUACAAGUGGAGGUGAAGCCUUCUAUCAGAGCCAGGAAGAUCCAGGAAGACAAGAUGAGGAAACAGAUGCAGAAGGAGGAGUACUGGAGGAGGAGAGAGGAGGAGGAGAGAUGGAGGAUGGAGAUGAGGCGUUAUGAGGAGGAGAUGUAUUGGCGUCGUAUGGAGGGGCAGCACCACUGGGACGAGAGACGUGGGGGGCCCAGGAUGCCAGGGGACGGACCWUACCUCCAGGGGCCCCCUGGCCCACCUGGACUACUGGGCGUUCGGCCUGGCAUGCCCAUCCCUCAGCCACAGGGACCUGUACCUCCUCGUCGGCCGGACUCGUCAGACGACCGCUACGUGAUGACGAAGCACGCGACCAUCUACCCCUCUGAGGACGAGCUGCAGGCCAUCCAGAAGAUCGUCUCCAUCACAGAGAGAGCCCUCAAACUGGUCUCAGACAUCAUCAUCGACCAGGACAAGACCAAGGAGACUACUGCGGAGGACAAGGAUAAGGACAAGGAUACAAAGGAGGUUCCCAAGACUCCCCAAGACCGAGCUCUGAAGGGGGUGAUGAGGGUGGGGGUGCUGGCUAAAGGACUGCUGCUYUGUGGAGACAACAAUGUCAACCUGGUCCUGCUUUGCUCAGAGAAACCCACCAAGAACCUGCUAAGCCGCAUAGUGGAGCAUCUUCCCAAGCAGCUGAUGGUGGUGACCCCAGAGAAGUACGAGGUGAAGGGUUCCAUCGAGGACUGUUCCAUCGUCCUGACGUCUGGAGCCGACCCCAAAAUGACAGUCACCAUCACCCUGACCUCCCCCAGUAUCCGAGAGGAGGAGGAGACCACACCUCCGCCGCGGGACGGAGAUGUAACCUGGGGCUUGGUGCGAGACCCAGCGGACGUCUUGGACAGGCAAAAAUGCCUUGCCGCUCUAGCGGCUCUGCGGCACGCUAAGUGGUUCCAGGCUAGGGCGAACGGACUCCAAUCCUGUGUGAUUGUUAUCCGUAUCCUGCGUGACCUCUGUCAGAGGGUCCCCACGUGGUCCGCCUUCCCCAGCUGGGCCAUGGAGCUGCUGGUAGAGAAGGCCAUUAGCAGUGCCUCUGGCCCCCUGAGCCCAGGCGACGCACUGAGACGAGUCUUUGAAUGUAUUUCCUCCGGAAUCCUGCUCCCCGGUGGCCCGGGAUUGGUCGACCCGUGUGAGAAGAACCCCACUGACAUGACAGCCAUGGGUGAGCAGCACAGAGAGGACAUCACCUCAAGUGCCCAGUUUGCUCUGCGGCUGCUAGCGUUCCGUCAGAUCCACAAGGUGCUGGGCAUGGACCCACUUCCCCAGACGAACCCCCGCUUCAACGUCCGCAACAACCGUAAGCGUCGCCGUGACAACAGCGACGGAACGGACGGAUUCGAGGGUGAAGGGAAGAAGGACAAGAAGGAUUUCGACAGUAGCUACUAGGACCCAUUUCCCCCCCCCCCAUCCCCUCUCCACCACCCCCACCCCAAUUCAUUUAAAGUAGUGUGUGGCCACGUUUCAGGCUGACUACAUUGCAGUCACCUGCCGGAUCUCACGACGCCUGGAUGUGUGUUUUUUUUAAGAUGAGAGCUAACCAUAAUCAUAUAGCAUUCUGAUGCUGGAUUGCACAGUCAAUAACGUGGCGUGCAACCAUUGGUUGAUGCCUGCACUGCGAUGUAGUCUGCCUGGAACGAGCCCUAUGUACUUCUGUCACCUACAGGUUGGUUUGUGUAAAUGCUCAAGACUAACAUCGGACAGGGCCUGGUCCUGUAAGCCAUGAGUAAAUCGGGGUUGUAUUCAUUUGGGCACGUAACAGAAAAUGUUUAACCAUUUUGCAAAAGGGGUUAAAGAAAAUUAGYAUCUCUAUUGUCAGUCCGUUUUUCUUCCGUUUUGGGGUGCCAAAUGAAUACGACCCAGUCUUGACUGAAUAAGCAUACUGCAGUACUCAGUUUGUCCACGAUGUUCUGUUUUGGUAGCGAUUUGAUAUGACCUGUGGUUGGGACACACAAACUUCUCCUUCCUAGCUGAUUCUACUUUUAUUUUUGACCCCCCUCUGUUUCUCCAGUAGAAGUUACCACGACAACGGGGCUUUCUUACACCAACCUUCUCCUUUUUUUAGACUUUAUUUUGUCCCGUCUUUUUUUUUUGUUAAUUUGGGUUACAGACUUUCCAGUUUUGUCGAGUUAUGAAAACGUAAACUAGAGUGAGAUCUGUUUUUGUUCCAGUUGUUGAUAGAUCAGGAAGAUGACAGUAAAUGUUGAUAGCUAACAUGCAUGCURUUUCUAGUUGCAUACAUUCUGUGUUGGCUGUUUUUAGUAAGUUUAAAUACCCAUUUAUAUGAAGCACAUAAUUCGAUCAGUCGUCAGUAAUGUUUUAUUUUCCUAUAAGCUGUAAUUUUUGAGUAGGAUCUUUCUUUUAAGUGUCAUAAUGCUUGUUAAAGUAGCGUAAAAGCUAUGGUCUUGUCCCAUUUUUAAGGCCAGACUGCAAUGUGUUCUAGUGUUUAACACAGGCCCCUUAACUGUGGUGUUGUACUACAUUUCUGAGGAAAACACUGAUUCCUAAUUUUGUUGUUUUGAAUGUAGCACUCUCUAAUAUAUAUAUAUAUAUGAAAAUAUACCUAUGAUAAUCUUGCAAUAGAUCAAAAAGUGUGUUUUUAGUUUGGAAGAACUCACGGCCGUGUUUUCAGAUUUUGUUAUUUGUAUUAUGGCUUUUAAUAUUUUUGGUUUAACAGAUUAUAAUGGGACAUUUAUUGGCCCCAAAUCUACAUACAUAUAGUUCAUUUGAAUAAUGUAUAGAAAAUG
Molecule: messenger RNA, 4777 nt
Organism: Salvelinus sp. IW2-2015
Lineage: Eukaryota; Metazoa; Chordata; Actinopteri; Salmoniformes; Salmonidae
Product: zinc finger RNA-binding protein-like
Cellular component (GO): precatalytic spliceosome
Molecular function (GO): double-stranded RNA binding; single-stranded RNA binding; zinc ion binding
Source: RefSeq, a predicted model, not a curated record